AUGCAGCUCCCCCAGCUCCCCCUCAGCCUCCUCGCCGUCCUCCUCCUCGGCGCAACGGCGACGGCGCAGAAGACAGGCCCGAACGGCAAGCGCAUCUGUGUCGGCGGCGCCAUCUCGUGCCAGUACGAAAAGGGCCGCUGCGCCAACAUCUGCGGCGACUCCUUCGUCAACGGGCAGGGCACGCCGGCCUUCAUCGACCCCAACUGCUCGUGCCCCGAGGGUCAGGCGGAUAACAGGUACACGGGCGCGGCGUGUAUCGAUGUGGGAGGGGAUGUGGAUGAGGAAGAAGAAGUGUGA
Colletotrichum aenigma is the source of this 297-nucleotide messenger RNA. RefSeq lists its product as uncharacterized. The transcript has 2 exons. The record is from RefSeq and is a predicted model, not a curated record. The coding region runs from base 1 to 297 and encodes 98 amino acids. NCBI's taxonomy places the organism in Eukaryota, Fungi, Ascomycota, Sordariomycetes, Glomerellales, Glomerellaceae.